Molecule: messenger RNA, 1398 nt
Organism: Fusarium vanettenii 77-13-4
Lineage: Eukaryota; Fungi; Ascomycota; Sordariomycetes; Hypocreales; Nectriaceae
Exons: 6
Coding region: 1-1398 (465 amino acids)
Molecular function (GO): aldehyde dehydrogenase (NAD+) activity
Source: RefSeq, a predicted model, not a curated record
AUGGCUUCCUUUCAAGUCCCCGUCUUCCAUACCUCCCGCUUCCCUCUCCCCGUCCGCGCCUUUAUCGGCGGCGAGUUUGUCGACAGCACCAGCGAUGAGAAGCACACCCUCAUUUCCUCGGUCAAUGACCAAGUCCUUACGAACGGUUCGAAAGACUUGAGUUGGACGGCAUAUGGCAUGACUAAUGACGCUCGUCGUGAUGCCCUCGUCAAGUACGGCAAUCUCAUCCGUCAGAAUCGAGAACAGCUCCGCUGGCUAGAGGCAGUGCUCACCGGAAAGGAUGCCGGGUUUUGUGGCUUUGAGAUCAGCGCCGCCGCCGACCUAUUCAUCUACUAUGGCAACAUGAUUGACAAGUUCGAGAGCGAGUACACUCUCCGUCAACCAUGGGGAAUCUGCGCAGGUAUUUGCCCUUUCAACGGAGUCAUUGUCACACUCGCAAUGAAGGCAGCACCUGCACUCGCUUGUGGAAACCCCAUCAUUAUCAAGACUAGCGAAACGAACCCUUUCUCAACCCUUUUCAUGACAUCCCUUGCCAUUGAAGCUGGCAUUCCUCCUGGCGCCUUGAACUGCCUGGUUGGCGGUGCAGAAGCUGGCAACGCCCUCUCCUCGCACAUGGAUAUCCGCAAGAUCAGCUUCACGGGAAGCAUCGGUGUGGGUAAGCUGAUCCAAAUUGCUGCGGCAAAGUCAAAUCUGAAGAGCGUCACCUUGGAGCUUGGGGGCAAAUCUCCCCUUAUUGUGUUUCCAGACGCCAAUCUGGAGGCGGCACUGCCAGCCGCGACCUUGUUUCUCCUGAUGAAUGACCAGGGAUGCGCUCUUUCAACUAGACUGUAUGUCCAUGAGUCUAUCGCUGAAGAGUUCAUUGAAAAGGUGAAGAUUAUGGUUGAAGGUCAUGCGAAAACUCUAGGUGGUGAUCCUAUGGCGGCGAGCACGUACUCCUCACCCCUGUACCAUCACCGCCAGAAAGACGUCGUUCUUUCAUACAUCGAGUCCGGAAAAGCAGAAGCAAAACUCAUCACCGGUGGAAAUGCCGUUGGGGAGCAGGGAUGCUACGUCGAGCCAACAAUCUUUAUCGACCCGUCACCCAAUGCUCGAGUUCUCAAAGAAGAAAUAUUUGGACCCGUCCUCGUCGUUGUUAGGUUUGCCACCGACAACGAAGUUUUGAAACUGGCAAACGACACCGAGUACGGAAUCACGGCUUCGAUCUGGACGGCUGACAUGAAACGAGCAUUGCGGUUUGCUCAUAAGCUUGAGGCUGGCAGUGUCAGUGUGAACGGGGCUGGUGGUUAUCACCCAAGUGUUCCUAUGGGCGGAUGGAAGCAGAGCGGCCAAGGUCUUGAGAAUGGUAAAGAAGUUAUGCUUGACUGGACCCAGUUGAAGUCUGUUGCGCUGAGGGGAUAG